GUGCUGCGCCGUCUCCCUCCCAUAGGGAUGUACUGAGGUUAUAUAGGUAUGUACGAGCAUGUAGACGCGCGGCGCGGCACACUCACACUUGACUGGCUGGAAGAACACACAACCCCCCAGCACUCCACUCCAUCUCUACCUUCCCAAGGCCCAGCCCUGAGACACCCCAGCUGGUCACCAUAUUCAUCCACAGCUCUCCAGCUCGCCGCAAGCCCUUCCUCGAUAGCUUCUCGCACACCAAGUCAACGAAACCCACAAGCGCAGCUUUGUACACGAGCGUGCUUAUCGCUCACAUCCAGUCAACGUCCACUUACGCUACCCACUUUUUGUCAACCUUCCCAGCCCCGCGCCCAGCCAACAUGACCGACACCACUCCAGUCGUUCCCACCGAGGCCCCCGCCCCCACUGGCGCUGCCCCCAACGCCACCCAGGCCAGCGUCCAGGACAGCCCGUCUGCCGCUCCUGCAGGCAAGCCAAAGGCCGAGGACGCUCUUAAGGUCUUCGCUGGUAACCUCUCCUUCUCAACCUCCGAAGAGGACCUCUUAAUGAUCUUCAGAGAGGCGGGCACAAUUACAUCGGCUCAGGUCAUCAAACGCGGCUCGCGCCACCUUGGCUACGGCUUUGUUACUUUCUCCACGCCAGCCGAGGCCACCAAAGCGAUCCAACUGCUCAACGACAAGGAGAUCGAAGGCAGGAAGAUUGCCGUCCAAGCCGUCAAGCCCGAGGUCCAGGGAGGCGGACGCAAGGGAGAUGGUGACCAAGGGACCAAGGGCAAAGGCAAGAACCGCAACCGGAAAGGAGCUGCUUCCCGCCGCCCUCGCAUUGAUGAUGGCGAGGAGGAGGGUGGGGCGACGAAUGGCGCAGAUGGAUCGCAGAGUAAGCCCAGGAAAGGCCGGGGCAAGAAGGGCGGCUCUGGGGAGGACUCGCUCGGCACCCCCGCAUCUGGCGCUGCACCGAACGCCAACGGCAGCAGUGGCAGCUCUGCUGCUGCUACCAACGAUCUCGGAACGCCCGCUUCUGGUGUGCCGAAGACGACCAAGCCGCGUGCGUCUCGACCGCAGCGCAGCGGCCCGAAAGGCGCGCCAGAGGGUCCACCCUCGCAGACGCUGCUCUUCGUCGCCAACCUGCCGUUCGAAAUCCUGAAGGAGGAGCAGCUGUGCGAGAUCUUCCAGGGCUGCAAGAUCAAGACGGCCACCGUUGCCAGGCAACCGUACGGCCGUCGCAGCAAGGGAUACGCGUUUGUCGACUUUGAGAGUCACGAGGAGCAGCAGAAGGCGCUCAAGGAAUUCCAGGGUAAGGAAGUGCACGGACGGGAGAUCAGCUUGAAGGUCGCCAACGAGGACGAGAGGAGGAGGAACAAAGAAAGCGCGGACGCCGCGGUCACUGACGCCAAGCUGGAGGAGGAGAAGGCGGAGGAAGCCCCCGCUGCUGCUGCCUCGGCAUGAGGUUCGCGUCCCUGUCUGCUCCACUAUGCGGCACCUGAACGACAGGAGAAAGCCUACACUCGCUGAUGCCCUCUUGUGGAUGGGUUGGAAGGAUGGCGCCAUGAAGAGCAUGGGAGGGAACAUGAUAUAAGGGGAUUGCAGCAGGCAGCGUGAACGUCGGGAUGAAUGCGACACCGACGAUAGUGUAGG
This is a messenger RNA of Tilletiaria anomala UBC 951, 1634 nucleotides long. RefSeq names its product RNA-binding domain-containing protein. Gene Ontology annotation, molecular function: mRNA binding. The record is from RefSeq and is a predicted model, not a curated record. Lineage: Eukaryota; Fungi; Basidiomycota; Exobasidiomycetes; Georgefischeriales; Tilletiariaceae. Bases 360 to 1445 code for a protein of 361 amino acids. The transcript is spliced from 5 exons. Gene Ontology annotation, cellular component: cytosol.